Messenger RNA from Hemibagrus wyckioides, 1290 nucleotides. It is a transcript of the gene gja2, whose product is annotated as gap junction protein, alpha 2. The transcript is spliced from 2 exons. The coding region runs from base 170 to 1219 and encodes 349 amino acids. Gene Ontology annotation, biological process: cell communication. NCBI's taxonomy places the organism in Eukaryota, Metazoa, Chordata, Actinopteri, Siluriformes, Bagridae. The record is from RefSeq and is a predicted model, not a curated record. Gene Ontology annotation, cellular component: connexin complex.
UUAACCCCAACACACACACACACAAAACGUGUUUAUUAGCAGAUGGUUGUAACUUGUAGCCACAGUUUUGUUGUUGCUCUGUGUUUCACGUGUGUGUAGAUGUGUGUGUUUGGACUCUCGUACUGGAUGUGAACAUAUGGUGAAGGCUGUGUGUGGAUAGUGGUCAGUCAUGGGUGAUUGGAGCUCGUUGGGGAAGUUGUUGGAGAGCGCUCAGGAGCACUCCACGGUGGUGGGGAAGGUGUGGCUCUCUGUGCUCUUCAUCUUCAGGAUCCUGGUUCUGGGAGCAGCAGCGGAGAAGGUGUGGGGUGACGAACAGUCGGGUUUCACCUGCGACACCAAGCAGCCUGGCUGUCAAAAUGUCUGCUAUGACCGCACCUUCCCCAUCUCACACAUACGCUUUUGGGUCAUGCAGAUAAUCUUUGUGUCCGUCCCCACGCUUAUCUACCUGGGACACAUCCUGCACCUGCUGCGCAUGGAGGACAAGCAGAAGCGUGCAGAUCGGGAUGGAGCUGGGAAAGAGGAGAAAGUGACCGCGACGAUUCGGGACGAACAGGGGAAGAUCAGGCUGCAGGGGGCGCUGCUCCGCACGUAUGUGCUCAAUGUCAUUUUCAAAACUCUGCUGGAGGUGGGCUUCCUGGUGGCUCAGUACUUCCUGUACGGCUUCGAGCUCAAGCCCAUGUACAUGUGCAGCAGCUGGCCGUGUCCCAAUACGGUAAACUGCUACAUCUCGCGCCCUACAGAGAAAACCAUCUUCAUCCUGUUCAUGCUCUCGGUUGCGUGUGUGUCACUCCUCCUGAACUUGGUGGAGAUGUACCAUCUUGGCUUCACCAAGUGUCGCCAGGGUCUCCGCUAUCGCCACUCCAUCUCUGACUCUUCCUCCAAAACACCUAGUGAGGAAGCUGUCAUUCCCUUUGUUGCCAGUUACCCCUAUUACCCUGCCCAUGCCCCGCCCCCUGAGCAUCAGUACAAACUCCCGGACACUGACGGCUCGUUUCCCGCGUAUGGCAGUCGCUCCGCCCACAAACAGAACCACGAUAAUCUUGCAGUAGAGCGCAUCACCACGGAGAUCAAACCCGAUCCUGCGGAAACCAAACCUGAUGAAGCCAGGGUGAAGAAAACCUCAAGCUCCGCCCCUGGAUCACCGUAUUACCAGCGCAGGCCAAGCUAUGCUAGCCGCUAUAGCAACAACAAGAGCAGACUGGACGAUCUGAAAAUUUGAGGAGCAGAAACAGCUACUGAUACAACAAUACACACACACACACAUAUACACACACAUAUACACACACACAA